This is a messenger RNA of Eimeria maxima, 3015 nucleotides long. Its product is annotated as tRNA methyltransferase domain-containing protein, putative. NCBI's taxonomy places the organism in Eukaryota, Apicomplexa, Conoidasida, Eucoccidiorida, Eimeriidae. Gene Ontology annotation, molecular function: sulfurtransferase activity. Gene Ontology annotation, biological process: tRNA processing. The record is from RefSeq and is a predicted model, not a curated record. The transcript has 4 exons. The coding region runs from base 1 to 3015 and encodes 1004 amino acids.
AUGCUUGGGCUCCUCAUCCUGUGCUUUGCCAUUCUUGGGCUGCCGUUCAGCGUGCCUCUGCGGGUGCGUAGUGAUGCAUUCCUGUCACCACGGUUGUUGCUGCCUGCGUUCCAUUGGGGUCCCACAAGGCCUUUUCAACAAGCAGAUGAGGGAGCCAGAAUCCCCACUGUAGCUCACUGCGCCCUGGCUCUCUCAUGGCUUCUGCGCUGGCCUCUCAGUAGUCAAUGUUGCUGUGCCCUCCGGGACCGCGGACUACGGGGCCCCUACUGCUCUUUUCAGAAAUCCCAAGAAAGACCUGCCCCUAACAUUAAGGCCAUGAAUGCAAAGUUUCUUACAUACGGCACAAAACAUUCAGGAUCGGCUAUAGGAGCAGCAGAACAAUUACCCUUUUCUCCAAAUCCCCCAUCGCUUCCGGAAUGCGACCUCUGGCAUCCUUUAAAGUGUACCCGUGUAUUUGAGGCGGCCCGAAGAUGGAUAAACGCCUCUAGGCCACUGAGGGAAGCCGUUACAGCUGAGGCCAGAUUACGGAUGUUAAUGCAACUGGCAGCGGAGGGCCCAGCACAUGAGGGCCCCUCAAAGUUAGCAGAAUUGCCGCCACAUUCGGGGAUACAGCGGGCAGUAGGAAUAGGAGCUGCUGCAUCAGCAGCACUUGAAGCGGAACCAGGUCAGCCAGAAACAGCCUUCAUAUCACCUUUAUCCGCAGGGGUGACUCUGCUCGACGCAUGGCGACCCGUUUCAGGCUGCGCAGCGGCGGCUACCGUGAGAGUAGCCUUGCAGCUUCCCGUUAAACAUCAGUGCAACGGCAUAAGCCGAAGCGUAGAAGGAUGCAGCAUGGGCAGCAGGCGAUCCAGCAGCUUGUGCUGCACUGCAGGGGAGCUAGGCGCUAAAGUAUACGUUUAUGGGAAAAGCGAUUCUCUUGUUGUUGGUGGCUUACUGCAGUUGCUCACAAGAAGCCUUAGUGGCGGUCCUCCAUGUGGGGCAUUCUUCUUGGCAUCUCUAGGGCCCAGUAGGCUGUUGCGCCGUUGCAACGUGCUGGAUUCGCUGCCGGAUUUCCGCAUAAGGGGCUUUCGGGAGGCCGUUGAACUUAUUUCUCAAUCCACUAGGGAGCUGCUGCUGCACUGGACAAGGUGUGAGAUGGUCUCAACGCAGGGAGAGGGAUGUCCUGACUCUGGUGGGAUCGGAGGAAGGGGCCCUGCAGAGGUAUCCGCUAGCCCAGUCACUGCGGGCAAGGCACAAACAGAAUCGCCAACGACAGCGGCAGCCACAGCGACGGCACUAGUAGCAACGGCAUCAACACCACCACCAACAGGGGACCUGUCAGAUCCCUUCACACUCUCGUUAGAAAACACAGAAGCGCAUCUGGCGCAGCAUGGAGAAUCAGCGAUGUUAGUGGAGAUAAGCCGUGCGGCUCUUCCCCUUGGUGGUGGUGUUGGUUCUGAGGUACACGUGCUAGUAUCUGGGGGAGUGGAUUCUGCAGUAUCUUUGCUCCUUAUGCGCGAAUGGGGCUUCAGACCUAAGCCUGUCUUCCUUAAGGUUUGGGCCCCAGAGGCCGCUCAAAUGAAGGGGCAACUGCACACUCAGCAUCAUAACAGGACGCUUUCUUUCGCUGCUGCUGCUGCCGCUGCUGCAGCUUCUUGCCCUUGGCGUGAGGAUGCUGAGGCAGCAGCGUCAGUGGCAGCUGCAGCAGGUUUGCCGCUUGAGGUGCUCCCCAUGCAGCAGCAGUACUGGGACAGGGUCAUCACCACUUUCGUAGAAGGGGCUCGGGCGGGCUUGACGCUAAAUCCCGACUGGAGCUGCAACUCCCUAGUAAAGUUUGGGGCCUUCGUCGAGACUCUUGGUGAUCGAGACUUUCAUCACGUAGUCUCUGGCCACUAUGCUAGGAUCCAAAUGGAUAGAGGGGCUCCACGGUUGCUAAGGGGAAGAGACUUGACAAAGGAUCAGUCGUACUUUCUUUCUGGUUUGUCCGUCCACCAACUGUCUCGUUGCUUGUUCCCUGUGGGUGCUCUCAUGAAGACGCAGGUGAGGAAGCUGGCGGCUGAGUGGAACCUGCCUUCUUCACAGAGGCCGGAUAGCCAAGGCCUCUGUUUCUUGGGACCUUUGCCAGUGGGACAGUUUCUGAUGCACCUGCUCGGAGAAAAAGAAGGUCCCAUUUUCCACUUUCCAUCAGGAGCACUUGUUGGUCACCACAAAGGCCUUUGGGCAUUUACUGCGGGCCAGCAGAAGGGAGUCCUGCCCCUCUUGGAUCCUCGCUUAUGCCGCCGCUGCGUUGGAGCUGCAGGCGGCCCUCCAACGCUUUCAGGGCCAUGGAGUGUAGUGGGUAAGGUUCCCGAAGCCAACGCUCUUUUUGUAAUCAGCAAGGAGGAGGAGAGAGCAGCAGAAGAGUGCGUCCGUAACCUCUCUGUGGCAGCCAGGAGUUCCCGGAAGUGCAGUGGUGGCUCCCUUCUAGAGGCUGCUGCAAAGACCGACAGAAGGGCCCUUCUUGCUUUGAGACUUAGACAGCUGAGAACUUGUUUAAGGGUGGAAAAUAUACGGUGGUUCAGGGAAGAAGCUCCUUCAGAGUUCGCAGGUUCUAUCGCUGCUCCAGAGACGUCCUACCGGGAUUCCGUUGCAGCAGCCGUCGCCGCAGAUGCAGUUGCUGCAGCAAGCGAAGGUGACCCAGUGCUCCUUGGGAAGCCUGCAAAUGGAAAUUCCAAGAAAGAUGCAAACCAAAACUUAAGGCUUGUUGUGCAGGUCAGACACAGCGCAGGCUUCCACGGAGUGGCAAAGCACAAAUUCAAGAUUUUGUGGACUUCAAAAUGCCCAUCACAAGGGCGCUUGGGGAGACUAUCGGGGGACUCAUCGUGCUCUUCUGCCUCUCACAACGACGCUGAGUUGCUGCUGGAGCAGCCCGAUGUGGGCCUGGCCCCUGGGCAGAUCGCCGCCUUUUAUAGGGGCGACGAGUGCGUAGGCUCGGCGCGGAUUUCUUCCCUGCAAGGCUUACCUGUGUUGAAGGCGAUCCUGGGGAUGGCGAAUUGA